AUGAUUGACUACCUCAUCACUGUGACGGCAAAGUCGACAUGGAAAAAGUUCCUCGAGAACCCUAAGCUCCUCCAGGGCAUAAGCGAUGGGCGGAUCGUAGGCGACAGCCGCACCCUCUUCGACAACCUGUCUAAUACGUACACCGGCCGCUGCACCUCAUUCGCGCUCAACUGCGUGCGGGACCUGGAGCGCCUCAAACCAGUGGGUCCAGCAGGUGAGGGCUACUGGGACUUCAAGUUCUACGACCUAAAGGGUCACCGCGUUGCUCGUUGCGAGAAAACGGGCGUUCUGAUUGACUCUUCGUCUAAGAGGGGGGCGUUUGUAUUGGAUGAAGGGCCCUGGACGAGUUUAGAUGCGGAGGACGAUCAGCAGUGGAGGUUUCUCAAAGGAGAGUCCAAGUUCCUAGUCGAAAGAGGCAACAGGCGUAAAACAUCUGCGGAUUUUGGGCCGAUAUCCCCGGACCUGUGCAUGACCACGUGCUUGCGCGAAAUCGCCCAAGAUAAGCGAUACAACAACAUUCUCUGUCUAUUCCGACAUUUCGAUGAGACAACUGGCAUCGCCAGCUAUUACGGCAUGGUCAAAUGGGACCUUAGGCUGGACAUGAGACAACUUGAGUUGAUUUACAACCUGAGUGACAGAAACAAUAAGGCGAUCAUCAAGUGGGACGGUAAAGGAGACGAAAACUCUGACAAGGCUUGCAGGGACAAACUUUUGUGGUUUAUUGCGACGUACGGUGGUCCCAAAGAAGAUAGUGGAACCAGACAGUGGUACAACGGUUGUUGGAAUAUUCUAGAUAUCUAG
Molecule: messenger RNA, 801 nt
Organism: Diaporthe citri
Lineage: Eukaryota; Fungi; Ascomycota; Sordariomycetes; Diaporthales; Diaporthaceae
Exons: 3
Coding region: 1-801 (266 amino acids)
Source: RefSeq, a predicted model, not a curated record